UCCCACAUCCAAUCUUUUAAAGCUACAAACAUAUGGCGUUUAAGAUCAUAUUUGGCUUCUCUCUUUUGCUCCUUUCCUUGAUUAACAUCUGUCUCGGGGGAGAAAUCGCCGUAUAUUGGGGCCAAAAUGGGAAUGAGGGCAGCCUGGGCGACACUUGUGCGACCAACAACUACAACAUAGUAAACAUCGGUUUCUUAACAGUGUUUGGGAAUGGCCAAACUCCGGUUCUGAACCUUGCUGGGCAUUGUGAUGCUGCUAGUAAUCAGUGUAGUGGCCUAAGCGAGGAGAUCAGGGCCUGUAAGAGCCAAGGCAUCAAAGUCUUGCUUUCCCUUGGAGGUGCUGCAGGAAGCGAUACCCUUACCUCUGCUGAUGAUGCAAAGAAUGUGGCACAAUAUCUUUGGGACAACUUUCUUGGAGGGCAGUCACCGUCAAGGCCACUGGGAGAUGAAAGCCUAGACGGAAUCGACUUUGAUAUAGAGGCCGGCGGCGGCGAAUUCUACGACGAACUGGCCAAGGCCUUGUCGGCAUUUGGACAAAAAGUCUACUUGUCAGCAGCUCCACAAUGUCCAUUCCCCGACCAAAGGCUACAAGGCGCCAUAAACACCGGCCUUUUCGACUGCGUUUGGGUGCAAUUCUACAACAAUCCUCCCUGUCAAUACUCCGGCGACGCCACCAAUCUUUUGAACUCUUGGAACAAUGACUGGUCAACCAUUCCCACCGGAAAACUAUUCUUGGGUUUGCCGGCUUCCCCGGAAGCAGCCGGAAGUGGUUUCAUUCCGGCAGAUGUGCUAACUUCUCAGAUUCUCCCGGCAAUCAAGGCCACACCCAAAUACAAUGGCUACAGCGCAAGCAUCAAGCCAGCAGUUUGAUCAAAACUUCACUAAUAUCGCAUAUACAUGUUUUUCCUAUUAUGAUGCAUGAUAUCAUAAGCAAAGUUCUAAUAAAUCUGCAGUAGCUAUUGAUAUGAAUAAAUAAAGCUCGUUUAUCGUUUAA
Ipomoea triloba (trilobed morning glory) is the source of this 993-nucleotide messenger RNA. Its product is annotated as acidic endochitinase-like. Gene Ontology annotation, biological process: carbohydrate metabolic process. Gene Ontology annotation, molecular function: chitinase activity. The transcript has 2 exons. NCBI's taxonomy places the organism in Eukaryota, Viridiplantae, Streptophyta, Magnoliopsida, Solanales, Convolvulaceae. The coding region runs from base 33 to 869 and encodes 278 amino acids. Gene Ontology annotation, cellular component: extracellular region. The record is from RefSeq and is a predicted model, not a curated record.